This is a messenger RNA of Fraxinus pennsylvanica, 2721 nucleotides long. NCBI's taxonomy places the organism in Eukaryota, Viridiplantae, Streptophyta, Magnoliopsida, Lamiales, Oleaceae. The record is from the annotation of a GenBank genome assembly.
AUGCUGCAAAGAGCUGCAAAUGAUGCAUGUUCAUGGUGGUGGGCUAGCCACCUUAGGACAAAGCAAUCAAAAUGGCUCGAGCAAAGCCUUCAAGAUAUGGAAUUGAAGGUGCAAGAUGCGCUUAAGCUCAUUGACGAGGACGGAGACUCCUUUGCCAGACGAGCCGAGAUGUACUACAAGAAGCGGCCUGAGCUGAUACAGUUUGUAGAAGAAUCUUUUCGUGCCUUUCGAGCCUUGGCCGAACGAUAUGACCACCUAUCUAAAGAUCUGCAAAAUGCCAACCAUACAAUUGGUACUGUUUGUCCAGAAAAGCUUCAAUUUGCAAUGGACGAGGACGAUGAAUGUGGUAGCCCUGGAUUUCGUAGGACUUCUGAUGUUCCUAAGCUUGACAGGACCGCGAUUAAAUAUUUGAAACAUCUGAAAACAACUAGUUCAGAGCAAUUGCAAGCCGAUAAGUACUCAAAAGCGGUAGAGAGUGAUGAAAUCGUUGAAAAAUCCGGUUUGAGUAAAAGCGAAGCUCUUGAACAGAUGGACAAGCUUCAGAAAGAAAUUCUCGUGCUGCAUACUGUUAAAGAGUUUGCAAAGACCUCUUACAAAAGUGGGAUAGCGAAAUAUUGGGGAAUCGAGAAUCAGAUGAUGGAAAUGCAGCAAAAACUCUGCAAGUUACAAGAUGAAUUUAACGUGGAAACAGUUGUUAAGGAUGCUGAGGCUCGAACUUUAAUGGCUGAAACCGCAUUGAAAUCCUGUUUAGAAACCUUGGUUCAUUUGCAGGAGAAACAAGAACGAUAUAGCCAAGAAGCGAGAGAGGAAUACAAGAAGAUUGAGGAUGCCAAUGGUCGACUGAAGUCCCUCAGGCACGAAUAUCUUAAUGAUGAAACUGAUAAAAAGGGGCCAACUGAGAGUGAUAUAACAGAAACAGUGGAGCAGGUUCUAGAAAGCUCGAAUAAAGAAGUGGAUGAUGUGAUUGAGGAAAUAAGGGACAAAAAAGAACCAGGCUCCUCUGAAUCUCUCGAUGUGAUGGAAUUGACUGAGAAAAUUGAUGAGCUUGUCAAUAAGGUGAUCAGCAUAGAAUCUGGAAUGUCAUCUCGGACUGUUCUUAUUAAUAGGUUAAGAACAGAAGCUGAUGAUCUCCAUGCGCAGAUUCGGGAUUUGGAAAAUGAAAAGGGGACUCUGAUUAAUGGAACGCACGACAGGAGUAGCAGGGUGAAAGAAUUGGAGGAAAAAUUGCACACGCUUCAGGAGCUAAACAAAGAUGUGGAAUAUCAAAACAACAAUCUCCAUACGAACUUUGUUGAACCUCGUUCGAGUCUUGAUCACUUAUCUGAAAAACUGACUAGUGUUAAGCCAGACGAAGUGCGGGAAGUUACUGACUCAUUGCAAGAUAACGGGGGGGCUGUUGUUGAAGCCGAGUGGCAAGAUGUUCCAAGUCCUGGUCACGCUUAUAAAAACCUUGGUGCUUCGAAAACUGAAGAUGGAGAGAAAGUGAAUGAUGGGGAUAUAAUGGAUCAGGGUCAGGAGGCAUCUGUUGAUAAUCGACAAACUGAAGGUAUAAAGGUGACUAAAAAAACUGUCACGUUUUUGGACCCAAAACCAAAGGAAAAAAAUUCCGAGGACCAAAGAGGGAAUGAGCUUCUCAACAAUGAAUCACUAGGCGAUGAAGAGAAAAAGGAAGAGCUAAACUGGCAGUUGAUGCUCUUGAAUGGACUAGAGGACAGAGAGAAGAUUCUGCUAACAGAAUACACUGCAAUUCUAAGGAACUACAAAGAUGUGAGGCGGAAACUUAGUGACAAGGAGAAGAAAGAAAAGGAUGCGCAAUUUGAGACGACAGUGCAAAUGAGAGGAAUGAAGAGUGCUAUUGCUAAGAGGGAUGCAGAAAUUCGACAAUUAUGCCAAAAAUUGAACCGUCUUCAAGGAAAAUUGUGUGAACAUAAUGAUUUUGAAUUGAGCGAUGAUGCCAAUCUUCCCAUCACAAAUGAAGAAGAUAAAAUCAAGUUCGUCUUCAUUGAUAAAGAUCCCGCUAUUUCAGUUUUUGAGGAAAAACUCCAAAGGGAUAUUGAUGCAAUACGAGCCGAAAACUUGGACUUCUGGUUAAGAUUAAGCUCUGCAUUUCAGCAAAUCAAGAAAUUCAAGACUGAAUUCCAAGGUUUACGAGAUGAAGCAGCAAGACUUAAUGAGAAAAAGAAACAAGAAGGAAGCAUUAAACCGGACCUAAAACCAGACUGCCGACUAAUAUACAAGCACAUGAGAGAGAUACAGCUGGUACUAACAGGUUGGGUGGAGGAAAACGUGUCCGUAAAAACUGAACUAAACCGAAGAUUUGAAUCUUUAUGUCAUGUUGAAGAGGAAAUCAAAAAGGCUUUCGAGGGUUCUGAAGAAGACGAAAUUAUAUUAAGAAGUUAUCAAGCUGCAAAGUUUCAAGGUCAGAUUUUGAAUAUGAAACAAGAAUACAAGAAGAUCGAAAAAGAACUUCAAGAAGGUUUCGAUUAUGUGACUGCAUUACAAGGUGAAAGUGAAACCACACUUCGGAAGUUGAACGAUGAAUUUUGUAUUUCAGGUGAUCAACAACAACCGAGACAUUCUGUGAAUCGGCCUCGAGUUCCAUUACGAGUUUUUAUGUUUGGAACUAAACCAAAGAAGUAUAGGCAUUCUAUUUUCUCCUGUAUAAGGCCUAACAGAAAAUUCCAGGCCCUGAUAGGAGGCAUAUCUACGAAAAGUUACUAA